AUGAAUAGAAGAACCUACUACCUUAAUGGCCUGUCCCAUAACCAGGAUAGUAUGCGAAUAGUCGACAAUUUACUAAGUUUGAGCAACCAAUCCAACUUACAAGUUACUGUGAGUGCAAGUCUCAGUACCAGGCGUUUAUUUUGUAUGGAAUGUAGUGAUCUUGCUGAUAAAGUUUGUCUGAUAUUACGACAUCUUCAUACACAUGCCCCUGCCCUUAUUGCCAUAUUGCUAGUCUGUUGUGUUUUUGAUGCAGAAUGCUAUGAUUAUAAAAUUGGAGGGCAAGUCGAACGGCUACCCUCUAACUGGGCAAAUACUGGAAGGUCUAUGGUUUUAGGGACGCUAUCGGUUAUCGGUCUUGGACAGAACGGUACGGUGCAGAUGAAUCUACUCCAGCCGCUUAUCGUAGAAUAG
This is a messenger RNA of Aspergillus niger, 411 nucleotides long. RefSeq lists its product as uncharacterized. Lineage: Eukaryota; Fungi; Ascomycota; Eurotiomycetes; Eurotiales; Aspergillaceae. Bases 1 to 411 code for a protein of 136 amino acids. The record is from RefSeq and is a predicted model, not a curated record. The transcript is spliced from 5 exons.